Molecule: messenger RNA, 2775 nt
Organism: Anguilla rostrata (American eel)
Lineage: Eukaryota; Metazoa; Chordata; Actinopteri; Anguilliformes; Anguillidae
Product: methyl-CpG-binding domain protein 5-like
Exons: 7
Coding region: 784-2775 (663 amino acids)
Cellular component (GO): nucleus; chromocenter
Molecular function (GO): chromatin binding; DNA binding
Source: RefSeq, a predicted model, not a curated record
GGUGCAUUAUGGGUAUGGAAUUCCCAGGGCUGUCCCUCCGCAAGUGCGCAUGCUCGGGAGGAAACUCCAUGAUUUUUUUUGGCACGGAAUCUAAAGGAAAAAAUAGGAACUUGGAAACGGGGAUUAGCUAAAAGGUGCAUCGGAGGGUCCAAAUCCAAACAGAACAUAGACCUGCGCGGCCGAAUCGAGUCCAGGGCGACGGGCAGGGGGUUUAACGAAACGAUCGGACCUCCUGUGGUCGACUGGGACCUUCUCGAAUUUAAAGUCAUUUGCGACAAUGCAACGGUCGCAAUAAAACCCUGCGUUAUUGCUCUUUGUUUUUUAACGGGACGGGCAGACGGGCUAGCUAAAGAGGGAAAGGGACGUGGAAAAAACGCCUAACAACAACGACAACAGCAGCAACAACAAAAGUCUGUCAACUAGCUUGCGAGCGAGCCAAGUCUUCCUCCGUUUGCAGUAACUAGAGAGAAGAAGCAGGAAACUUCGUAAACAGAGUGUAGCAGAUCCUUGGUGAAGGUUUGCGGUGGGGAGACGCUCUGUGCCUGGCCUUGCCACCGUAACCGUCCCAUCGCAGAAUCAGGCAGGGGUGUCCCCCGGGCCCCACGCAGAGCAGGACGGUCCGACAGCGGGAGAACGGAGACCGCCCCUCCCUCCCGCCCCCCCAGCCCAGUCCCGCCGCGCCCUUCCGUGUGGAAAGCAUGUGUUCUGGUGGGCGGGUUCCGUGGAUGACGCUGGCCAGGGCUUUGUGAAGAUGAAAAGGUUCUGGAAGCCUGAGCCCAGAGAAUGACGGGAGGCAGCGAGAGGGGUGCCGGAGACGGAGAUGGCACCGACGCGUCGGCGCAGGUUCCCAUUGGCUGGCGGCGGACCGUGGACAACGGGGCGGUGGCCUACAUCAGUCCCAGUGGUACCAUCUUGUCUUCAGUGGAGGAGGUGGGAUCGUAUCUGUUGACAGACGGCACGUGUAAGUGUGGGCUGGAGUGUCCACUAGUAGUGCACAAGGUGUUUAAUUUUGACCCGGGGGCAGUGCUGGUCCAGAGGAGCCAGCCGCCGGGGAAGGCCGAGGAGGACAUGACCAAGCUCUGCAACCACCGGCGGAAAGUGGUCGCCAUGGCAGCGCUCUGCCGGAGCAUGCAGGCCUCCUCCCAGCUGCCCCUCGCCGCCCACGGCACAGGGGGCCCGUUCUGCUCUGUGGAGAGCAGGGACCUCAGGGUGGGGCCCCUGGGUGCCUGGGAGGAAGGAGGCUGGUACCCCCCCCGCCCCCGGCCCUCCUCGCAGCCAAAACUGAGCCCCAGCCCCACCCCGCCCCACCCCCAUCUUUCUUUCCCCUUCAACGGCUCUCUGCCCCUGUCUCGCCCCAACCCCAACUCUAGCUCCCGCUUGUCUCCCAGGAAACCGCCCCCCUUCCCCUGCCGCUCCCCCUUCUCCUGCUACGGGCCGCCCCAGAGGUACCCCCGCCCGCCCACCCCCCAAAACCUGCUGCAGAACCCCCGGCCGCCCCGCACCCCGGAGCCCCCUGCCCCCCCGCGGCUGGGGCUCCACCCCCUCGCCUGCUCGCUGGACGCCUCCCUCUCCUCCCCGCCCUCCUCCUCCUCCUCCCCCGGAGCGCUGGGCUUGGGCCGGGCGGGGCUCAGCCACCCGCAGGUCGGCUCCCCGCCCCCUUUCUCCAGUAGCCCCUCCCCCUCCGGGAGCCAGGACUGCCCCUCCCCACGCCAGCGCUCCCGCCACUCUUCGGCCUCCUCCUCCUCGCUCUCCGAGCAGGGGGUGGGCGUGGCCUUAGCUGCUUACCCCCUCGGGGGCCCCUCCCACUCCCCGAAGCCCCUCCCUCCCGCCAGCCCCAGAGGUCGGCUGGAAGGCAUGCUGCAGCAGUACAAGGACUCGGGGAGCACCCCCCCGCACCCCCAGCCCGCCGCGGUGCAGAGCAACCAAAGCAACUUCCAGCUGCCCCAGAGCCCCCUGGCACCGCCGCCGCCGCCGCCAGCCUUCCCCCCCGACAGGAAGAGUGCCCCGGCUAACGCUAACGCUAGCGCCGGCUUUCUGGGGCAGCUCCUGAGCCAGCAGAAGCAGCAGCACGCCUCCUCCUUCCCCGCCAGCAGCCUCCUGUCUGCGGCCGCCAAGGCGCAGCUGGCCAGCCAGAAGAGCCAGAACCAGAACCAGAACCCGAGCCCGAGUGGUGGCGCUAAUGCUAACGCGCCGGGCGGCGCUAACGAGGCUCAGCAGUCCAAGGUAUUGAUCAGCACUUUGCACAGUAGCGCUAGGACCCCUCCCACGACUCACGCCCUCCUGAUCCCCCACUCCUCCCCCUCGCCCUCCUCCUCGCCCUCCUCCUCCUCCUCCUCCCCGCGUGCACAGCGCCCCCUGCUGGACAAGGCCGCCCAGCGCAAGCGUCAGCGCCGGUCCCCCACAGUGCUGAGCAUGCUGAAGGAGUCGCAGCUCCACAGCCUGAGAGCGGCCGCCCCGGAGCCUUCCUCCUCCUCCUCUACCUCGCUUCUGCUGCACCCCCACCCGGAGAACCAUCUCCAGCCGAGCCCCGCCCCCGGCCCGCCCCCCAAGCAGCCGGCCGACGCCCAGGACAGCAGGAGGGCCCCUGCCCCGCCCCUCUCCGCCCUCCUUCACCUGCUGAGCAUUCAGAGCACCCAGGCCUCCGCCUCUGCUCAGGCCGGCCCCGCCUCCUGCUCCGCCCCCAGCCCCGCCUCUUCCUCGCCGGGCCCCUCCGUGACCCUGCCGCAUCAGCCUCCACUUGACGCCCACAAAAGCCUCGCCCACCUCGGCGGGUGA